Nilaparvata lugens (brown planthopper) is the source of this 3488-nucleotide messenger RNA. RefSeq lists its product as uncharacterized. The annotation marks the transcript as partial. The record is from RefSeq and is a predicted model, not a curated record. NCBI's taxonomy places the organism in Eukaryota, Metazoa, Arthropoda, Insecta, Hemiptera, Delphacidae. The transcript is spliced from 4 exons.
UGCUGAGUGUGAACGGGGCGACCCUGAGGGUGCCAGCCACCAGGAGGCAGUCACACUGCUCAGCAACCAAGUGGGUGCGGUCCACUGCAGGCCCGUAUCUGGCCACAAUGACGGUGAUCUCAGCGAGGACGAUGAUCACGAUUUCAACAAUCUCAGGUACGGUUUCUUUGACGAUGCAAGCGACGGUGUGGACUUCUAUAGAACAAGGAACGGUUACUCGAAAAGUAAUAGCAAAGAUAGGCCUGCUACACCCACGCCCACGGCGCCUAGGACACCGGACUCAUUAAUUAGGGGCGAAUCAGAAUGCAGUUAUCCGACCAGUCCUAUAGCAACACAGCAGCAGCACAAAGAUGUGACCACGGAUGAAGUGACAGAGAGGACCCCCCUGGAGCAGGAUGACCCCCCGGAAGCCCCCUCUGCAGAGAGGAGUGUGCACAUCACCACAGCUGAUCCCCCCUCCCCCGCGCCUACAACCGCCACGCCAUCUAGCGUCGUCAGUCCCAAACACUUUGGGGUCACCACCUUGCAGAAGAUAUUCAGGUCACUGACCCCAUCAGGGGUAUGGAGCGACGGAACGGAAGAAGAGUCCAACGAUAACAACGAGACGGGGGACGAUGAAGACAAACCCCUCACUCCAGAUCCCCCCACCAAAGCGCCCUCACUAAACCGGUUCAAACCGGUUUCCUCGCCAUCUGACAAUGCUGCCAACAUAAACGACAACAUCGAGGAGAUCAUACUGCGACAAGGUGGCACCUCAAUAGUCGCCCAGCGCAUGGUUCCCAACCGGAAGAACCAAGAUGGCGGAAUUCCAAGAUGGCGUGAGCAGCUGCAGAAAGAGUCGAGUCAGCUGUUUCAUCCGGAAACGGAAGCGGUCAGUUUGGUGGAUGGUCACGGUGACGCCACUUUUGGCACACCUGUAUAAACUGUCAGCUGUAGUUUAGGUACAAAUAAUUGAUAUAUUCAUAAUUCUGAACGUUUUAUUUCGUUUACAUAGAUAAUUAUGUACAUUUUUGGAAUCAUAUGAUCGUCGAAAAUCCAAUUGAAUUUGAACACAGUGCAUAAACGUUCAUUGAACAGUUAGGGCCAAGCCGAACGAAGUGUCUUUUCAGACGAGUUGGCAGGGCAGGAAGCUCUCUGAUUGGCUGAUUCCCGAACGCCAACCCAAUCAGCCAAUCGGAGAUCUUCCUGACCUGCCGACUCGUCUGAAAAAACACUUCGUUUGGCUUGGCCCUUGAGCUGGAUUGAAAUUAAAUGAACAUAUUAUUUAUUAGGCGGAUUUUGGACUUCCCUAGUGGAUCCAAAAUAUCAGUAUCAGUGUAAUAUUAUUCUCACAGUACAGAGAAGAUAUUAUACUCAUUAAUUGUAAUGGGGCUAUUGAAAUGUUAAUGACUAUAUAAAUUACUAUUGAAAUAUUAAACUCGCUCGGCCGGGCUGAAUGUGAAUCCUCCAAUUAGAACUAAUGGAAAUAAUGUUUCUACUAUACCGGAUACAUACACUGAUUCUGAUAUGUAGGAUUCUAGUUUCACGGCAGUCAACUUUGAUUGGAUUUUCAUUCAACCAAGUAUGUAUAAUUGCAAUAUUAAUAUCACGCUGACUGUUUGAUUCUGUCAACUUCAAUAAUCAUGUAUUUUUUUUGGAAUCAUAGUGGUCAGAGCUAUACGAGAAUUCAGUUGAGUUCAACUAUCUUACAUAACAUGAUUUAACUGCGAUAUAAUUGAUUGUAUUCUCAUGUAACUGACUGUGAGCAUGAGUAUUACAAUAUUAUUCAUGCUGAAUGAUUGGUUUCCUUGGAAUGAUCAAUCAUAAGGUCAGUUGCACGUAAAUGAAAUUGAAUUUGGCCCUUGUAAAAUUAAUGACAUAACAUUUAGGGCCGGUUUCCGAGCUCGUGAUUUAGCUAAGUUCUAGACUUUAAACAUCUGGAGUCAGAAAAUUGGCUUUUAAAAAAAUAAAGGUUAUCAUGGGAGUUGGGACUACGCCCCGUUUCGGAAAGCCAGUUUCUGGCUUCUGUUUAAAGUUUAGAACUCAGCUAGAUUCGGAGCUCGGAAACCGGUCCUUAUAUUGAAUUCGUUGGGUUAGUUAACAUCAUUAUACGACGAUCCAAAUUGAUUAUAUUUUCGUGAAACUGGACAUAAGUUUAAGUAAUUAUUGUAAUAUUCGUGAUUCUGAAUGUUUCAUCUAUUUUACAAGAAUGAUUAUUGAAAUUUACGGAAUCAUUGUUGGUCAACGUUGUUUUUAUUAUCAAAUUUACUAGUCAAAACCAGUGUGACUGGUUGAAUUAAUGCAGUAGGACGUUUAAAAUAGGCAAAUUAAGAAAAACUUUGUCGAAUUACUAAUGGCCGUUUACAAACUCAUGACACCCAGAAUUUUCUCCAAUUGGCUAGUUCUCACCAACAGCUGAUUCCUAGUUUAUCAAAAUUAUAAAUAUGUAUUUUAAAUAUUAUAAAUGGAUUGAAAUAAAUGAAUUAAAGACCUUGAAGAGGUAUGGACCCACAAUGCCUAUGCCUUCCCAGUGCUAGCUCUAACUACCUCUGGUCUGCGCAUGCUCUCUAGUCCAUGCAGACCAUUUCCAUAUUAUUAAUUGUACUCAUUACCCUAAAUAUAAAUGUUCUCAUCGUUUUCCUUGAAACCUAAGCCACAUUAAGAUUGACAUACUUGAAUUAAAAAAUUUAAAUCAACACUUUCAUUUCAUUUUAGACACUUAAAAAUUUAUUUUUAUUUAUAUACGGUAAUUUAGGUUCUAGGAUGAUGUUGUAACACGAUUUUUGUAUUACAAUGAAUGAGCACAGUAUGUUUUUUUUUUUGUUAAAUGAAUUUUUUGAAAUAAAGAGACUUUUGUCUGUCUGUCUGUCAACUUGGAAUUGAAGACCCCAUUGAGGUAUUUUAUUGCGAGAUACAGUAUUAUAUAUAUUUCUUUGUAAUAUUAUAGAUUACAAAGGAUUUUUUUGGUAUGUAUAAUCUUCCAGAUUUCCCCUCAAUGGCCGAUUUAAUUCCAAAUACAACACUAGCGCUACAUGUGAGUCUUUAGGUUUUUGAAAUGAAUAUUUAUUUAGCGUAUGGCCCUACGACACAAAUCUUUAUGUUAUCUAACAUAAGCCACACAUAUAAACAAUGAAGUCAUCUUAGUCACAAGUUUGAAAAAAGGUGGACCACAAAUUAAAAAAUGAAAUUUUUAAAGUUAUAAUCAUAUAUCUAGUCGAUUUAGAUAUGCCACUGCAUCUUGUGUAGCUACCAGGAAGUCAUCCAGCCUGCCCUCAUAAGCUGUUCUUGUGCACUCUUCUACAAUGUGUCUUAUGGUUUGCACAGCGCCACACUCACAAAAAGGUGUGGGAGCCUUUCCCCACUUGUGCAACGCAUAGGCACAUCUUCCAUGCUCAGUUCGGAUCCUGUUAAGAGCCGACCAUAGUUUGCGUGGCAAAUCAAAACCUGGUGGCUUUUCGGUGAUACAUGGUGUAAGAUCGAAUUGCCUUGCAUGCCAUUCUUGUUGCCAG